Molecule: messenger RNA, 1662 nt
Organism: Acanthamoeba castellanii str. Neff
Lineage: Eukaryota; Discosea; Longamoebia; Acanthamoebidae
Exons: 12
Coding region: 1-1662 (553 amino acids)
Biological process (GO): intracellular distribution of mitochondria
Cellular component (GO): cytoplasm
Molecular function (GO): mRNA binding
Source: RefSeq, a predicted model, not a curated record
AUGGCUGAGCCGACGCCCAACAAGUUUUCGCAGCUCAAGCAAUUUUGGCAGAAGGGCAAGAAGGAGGAGGGGGAGGCGACGACCACCGCCGCCGCAACCACCGCAGCGCACCGACAGGUGCCGCCGCAAGCGACUCAGGCCCCAGCGCCGACGGCGACGACCACCACCGCCACCGCCCCGGCGUUCGACCCCUACGGGGCCACUGACGACCUGUCGUUCGUGCCCGAGGAUGAAGAUGAAGGGGUGAACGUGAAGAAAGUAGAAUCGCAAUCGGCAGAUUCGCUCUACACGAUGGACGAGCAGUUCGUGGAGGAGAAGGAUGAAGAAGAGACGAAAGUGGAAGAGGAGAAGAAAGAUGAGGGGGUGGCGCAAGCGCAAGCUUCAUCUCCAGAAUCGCUCUACGCGGCAUCUGAGACUUUUGUUGACGAAGAGGUUGAAGAAGAGGUCAAGGCCGUCGCGGCUCCAAAGGGGGCUGAAGAGGACGAGGCGGGCGAGAACCGCUAUGCAUACACGGCAGCAGCAAGUGAUGUCGCCUACGCAAUGGACGACGAGUUCAACCCUGAAGGAGACGCUGCAGCAUCCGCCUCGGCCCCAGCGCCAAGCUACGGAGCCGACUCAUCUGCCUUCCAGGACAUCUAUGGCAUGGCGGACGAGCAGCUCAACAAGGAGGACGAUAGCAUCUACGCGCGCAAGGAAUACAGCGCGACGCCGUAUGAGGUGUUCCAGGCGGACAGCCCGAGCGCCGCGUACUAUUCGGGAGCCAUUGACGAGGUGCUUGCGGAAGACAACGAGACCAACAAGUCGCUGUACGGCGAGGACGACGAAGAGAUCCGGGUGCCCUCAGCCUACGGCACGGAAGAUGUGGAAGGCGUAGCCGACGACGGAGACAACAAGAAAGAGGAAGCGGAGUCCGACAGCGAUGACGACUUCACGGACUCCGAGGAUGAGGACGAUGUCAAGAAGCCCAGGCGGGACCAGACCAAGAAUUGGAACACCGACUUUCAGCAUCUUCUGGACAUGCCGCCCUCGGCCGAGAAGUUCACCAAGCUGGCCCGGCUCGCUCACGACUUCGUGUUUGCGGCCGAGACCUACGGCAAGAUCAUUAUCAGCGAGCUGGGUCUGCCUGUGGAGAAGAAGACCAUCAAGCCGGUUGCUGCGGGCGGACAGGCCGGCGGCGAGAAGUACAUCGUGCAGGGCAUCUUCUUCAAGUUCGCCCUCGACAUCUUCGGCAUCUACGGCGGUGACGAGUAUGCCAUGAAGGCAGCGUCGCAUGAUUUGAAGGGCCUGAUCCACUACUACUCGUGUCAGAUCCCCGGGCUCCACGUACCGCUCAUGGCCUUGAUCGACUAUCUGGGCUUCCGACUGAUCGCCAUCACCAUCCUUCCCAUCAACAACACCACCAUUCAAUACGGCUCAUGCGACGCCGGGCAGACAGUGUAUGCGGACGACCCGCGCCUCAACGAGAUGAUGGAACAGGCCGGCAGGAAGAUGAAACUCCAGGGGCACUACGUCGGCGUUCCCGGAGGUAUGCGGCGCAAGCUCUACGCCCCCGUGGACAUCGAAGGCCACAAGGGUCUCGACGGGCGGUACUACGUGGUGGACUUUGCCCGAACGUUCCCGCCCGAAAGACCCUCUCCAGCCAAGUACAACGCCAUUCCUUGA